This is a messenger RNA of Aureobasidium uvarum, 1131 nucleotides long. The record is from the annotation of a GenBank genome assembly. NCBI's taxonomy places the organism in Eukaryota, Fungi, Ascomycota, Dothideomycetes, Dothideales, Saccotheciaceae.
AUGAACACUCAAGACGAAAUUCAAGACUUGAUCAACGACCAGGAGCAAAUUGAUCUUCUCAACAAGAAUAUUCAACUCAACCUGCUCGCUGAACUGAAGGACUAUCAAUGGAUGGAUGAUUGGAUGCCGGCUGCUGUUCCUGAAAUGCCUACCCCUGAGGACAAGACUCUUCAAUCCGAGAUGCGUGAAUGCGCAUUUGGUUUCCCUGUCGCUCUUCAUCUCACAACUAGAAACACAAGCAAGAGGGUUUGGUUCACCGUCUACGAUGAUGCUUUUGAGCUCACUCAAAGAGUCUUGUCGUUUGCCAGCACAACCACUCCUCAAUUCUCUCAAUUCGUCACACACUCUUACCUUUACUGGAUCAGAAACGGAAGAGCCAGCCUCUGGAACCCUGAGAUGUUCUUGCAAAGAAUCAGCCAGUCCACGUUCUUCAUCUGGUCAAGCACUCCCAACUACGACAUGACUGAUGAAAAUACUUGGACACCCGCCGCCAAAGGAUAUACUGACCUCUACUUGCAGGAGAUUCUUGCACCCAACGACAUCGUUUGCUUUAGCCCCUACCCCGAGUUUUCUAUUCUUCCACACCUUGCUGAGUCGUUUGCCCAGAUGAACAGAAAUUACCUGACCCCUGGCUAUCUUGGAACCGAAACUUUCAUGAGAGAGUUCCGUAAAGGCAGAUUCUUGACUUUGGGCUUACCUGCUGUUUCUUUCGCACAAGUUGUGACUGAGCAGAUAAUCCCAUCACUCAUGCGCGCUGUUGAACUGUCCGUUCCCGAUGAAAUGGUUAUCUGGGCCCAAAACCUUGAUCUUAUGGUUAUUGGUGAGUUGAGUCAAAAUCGUCAACCCCCUGCCGAUGCUCUGGCUUCCUCUUUUGCGCUUCGUAGAUUGGGCACUACCGUUAUCAAUAAUCAGCAGUACAAUCUCGGUGUUACUCACGGUUUGAUCCCUCCUUCUAUUACUUCUCACCAAACUCCUCGCCCGCCUCAACUCUCUUCUCAUCCUCCUUGGGUUUUUGAUACUGCUUAUGAUGGGCUACUUGCUGACAUUCGCAGAAUCCAGACUCUCGCCGCUGCAAAGGGUACGGAUGCUAGGGCCGCCCUAUACUAUAUGUUAAAUGCUCGCUCUUUGUGA